This is a messenger RNA of Letharia columbiana, 1626 nucleotides long. RefSeq lists its product as uncharacterized. Lineage: Eukaryota; Fungi; Ascomycota; Lecanoromycetes; Lecanorales; Parmeliaceae. The coding region runs from base 1 to 1626 and encodes 541 amino acids. Gene Ontology annotation, molecular function: protein binding. The record is from RefSeq and is a predicted model, not a curated record. The transcript has 3 exons. Gene Ontology annotation, biological process: kinetochore assembly; DNA repair.
AUGCCACCAACCUCCAACCCAGUAGCCAAACGCGGCCGCCCUGCGUUCAGACCUCCCCGCCCUACCACCAAAGCCACCAAGACCAAGACAACCACACCCCGCCGCAAAUCCGCUCCCGCCAAACACAGCUUCAUAGAGUCCGCCGCAGAAGACGACGAAGAUGAAGAUGAUGACGAUGACGACGCUGAGCUCGUCUCCUCUCACUCCCGCAAUGCAUCCGCAUCAGAAGAACCAGACGCUUUUCCCACAACCACACGCGUAGGCACGCAAGACGCCCCACCAACAAUGCCUCCCGCCCUACUCACAAAGCUCCUACAUUACCACUUCCAAGAUGACAAGGUCAGGAUAGGGAAAGAGGCGAAUGGAGUGGUGGGGAAGUACAUGGAAACGUUUGUAAGGGAAGCGAUUGCUCGGGCAGCAUUCGAGAGGAGCGAGGCGGGUGGGAAGGGUAUUGGAGACGACUUUCUGGAGAUGGCCACUGAGCUCGUCAUCCACUGUGUUGGCCUGGAAGGACUUACCAUCACGGUUUCUGGAGCCGACCACAGCAUACCAAUAAUCACAGACGUGCUUCGAGUGACCACGCUCCUCGGAAGCGUUGAAUACACUAUCCCCCAGCUCCCUGUUACCUACAAUACGGCAGAUCUCAACGGGAAUCUCACUAUCUCCGAUGAAUCAGGAAAGACGCUGUACCGCUGGAGAUCACAUGCAAUCGCGCAGCCGCCGUCGGCAGAACACCAACAGCCCAGAAGUGAGCCUACCUACAACCAUGAAAGGCAAAAGCACCCUCCAUGCAUUUCAGCUCCACCAUCCUAUCGGGCAGCUGGGACACCACCAAAUUUGCGCUCUAGUGGAGCUUUGAAUGAGCUCAAUAAUAGCCAGACUGCUUCUUCGGACGCAGACGCCAUGGCAGAAAACCCAGAUGGACCUGGUCGACUACGUUCAGGGAAUGGACGCAAAGUGACUUAUCUCGAGUCCAGUCUGUCGCGAUCCAACAGUACCAGGGACCAUUCUCCUUGGUCCUCUCCAGUACAGAGAUUGGAGAGAACAUCUAAGCGGAAACCCAAUAGAAUAUUCCAAUUCUCAGAAGACAGCGAUGCAGAGCCUUCGGGAUCAGAUAUUCCUCUAGGCAGAAAGCGGAGACCUAGACUGAGACCCAAGGUCGCCACUACAGAUGAUAGCGGUUCGGACCCGUUAGAGUCCGACAUCGCUCCACCCAGGAAGCGGAGAUCCAAGCGGAGAGAAAGGAUCAAGCUUCAAGAUUCGAAUGAUAGGGAGUCGGAAAUCUCAUUGUCAGAUAUGACCCGCACCCGAAAGAUCUUUCUGCGCCGCCUAAUUGACCGCUUGUUGAGAGAGAGCGACGAGGAUUCAGAACCCUUUGCCGAGCCUGUUGACGCCGUUGCAGAGGAAGUUCCGACUUACUACGCAGUGAUCAAACGACCCAUGGAUCUGCGCACGUUAAGAGAGAACCUCGGCAAAGGAAUUUACUCUACUGUGGAAAGCUUCGAGCCAGCUUUCUACCUCAUCAUCGAGAAUUCAAUACUGUUCAACGGACUGGGGCAUAAAGUGUCUCAGGGUGGCUUACGCCUUUUGAAAGCAUUCAAGGUUCUAAUUGCUUCGCUACCCUGA